AUGCUAGACCAACCUCCGCUCAAUCGAGUUGUCCAGCGCGAGGGUGAAGUUAAACAGGAGGCCAUUGAAACCUUUCGCCAGGACGACUUGGAUUUGCAGUACCAGGCCUCAUAUGCCAGCAGUACUGGCUACGAGGAUGAGGAUGGUAGAUUAUCUCCGAAUGCACCGGCGGGACGCAGGGCAGCCCAAAGACAACAACAACAAAUUGCUGAUCAUCCCCAUGGCCAGGUCUGCAAUGUCGAAGACGAUAUGGAGGGCUAUGAGACGCUGGAUGAGGACGACGCCAGUAAAGCCAACCAUACGGUCCUCGUUCGGCUCGAGUCCUACGACGAACUACCUAGUGAGAUUAGUCAACAUGCGCAAGCCAAGAAAUUCUGGAGGGCCGAAGGGUCGAAGGGUCAAAGGGGCAUCCAACAGGAGGGCGUUAGUGAUCAGUUUGCGAAUGAGCUCCCCAAGAUGUCAACGCUACCCGAGGAGACGGAAGGCAGGGAGUUCUUUUACGCGCCCACUGCUCAUUCGAUGCCGGCCAGAGAAGUCCUUCACAGAGCCGGCUAUGAAAAGGAUGUAAUUGCCCAGCGGGCUAAAGUUAGUCAAGUUCCUAUCCUACCAAUGGCUGCCAAGAACAAAAGUGAGGACGUCUACAUGGCCACCACCGCCGUUAACCAAUCACCUACUUCGAACGCAGUCUUUGCACAGAAUAGGUCGGAUAUGGAUCACCUGCAGGAGCCUGUCAGACAAACGAGGAAACAGAUGAGAAGUUACCAUGGUGACAUGAUGAGCGGUUUUGCUGCCAGGCAAGCAGCCGAUCUCAAAGAUCCCAUGAGCUCAUUUUCAUCUGGAGGCGGCGGCGGCGGCUUGGGCGGCCGGAACGCGAGUCGAAGGGCCAAGUCUUGCAAUCCAGGCGACGCUCUUCCCAGAGCCUAA
This is a messenger RNA of Dibothriocephalus latus, 924 nucleotides long. Lineage: Eukaryota; Metazoa; Platyhelminthes; Cestoda; Diphyllobothriidea; Diphyllobothriidae. The record is from the annotation of a GenBank genome assembly.